Messenger RNA from Limulus polyphemus (Atlantic horseshoe crab), 2686 nucleotides. RefSeq names its product ras-related protein Rab-30-like. Gene Ontology annotation, cellular component: trans-Golgi network. The coding region runs from base 219 to 827 and encodes 202 amino acids. Gene Ontology annotation, molecular function: GTP binding; GTPase activity. The transcript is spliced from 6 exons. Lineage: Eukaryota; Metazoa; Arthropoda; Merostomata; Xiphosura; Limulidae. The record is from RefSeq and is a predicted model, not a curated record.
UUCCUUUUCUUCGAACUAACUCAGAAUUUGAAGUGAAGUUGCAUAAAGUCUUAGAUGUGUGCCCUCUUGUCCAGUUAUCUAAAGAAUAUAGCACAAAGAGAUCAGAGGUCUUUCUUUAUCCCGUCAGUCCUCCAGCUAAUUUUAAAAACUUCAAUAAGAUCACCACUUUUUACUUUUCUUUUCUCAAGAGAGGAGUUUUUAACCCAUUCUUGUAAGUCAUGGAAGACUACAAAUUUCUUUUCAAGGUGGUUCUGAUAGGAAAUGCAGGAGUUGGGAAAACUUGUAUAGUACGUCGGUUCACGCAGGGUCUUUUCCCUCCUGGGCAAGGAGCUACAAUCGGUGUUGACUUCCUCAUCAAGACUGUACAGGUGGAUGGAGAGAAAGUAAAGCUUCAAAUAUGGGACACAGCAGGUCAAGAAAGGUUUCGUUCCAUCACCCAGAGCUAUUACCGCAGCGCUCAUGCUCUGAUUUUAGUUUACGAGAUCUCGUCACAGUCAACAUUUGAUUGUCUACACAUGUGGUUAAAAGAAAUAGAGCAGUUUGCAAAUCCUAAAGUACUUAGAGCAUUAGUAGGAAAUAAAAUGGAUAGAAAAGACAGAGAAGUCCCAAACCAAAUUGGAAAAGAAUUUGCAAAAGCUCACAAUAUGUAUUUCAUUGAAACAUCAGCCAAAGAUUCUGACAACGUAGAAAAACUCUUUCUAGAAGUUGCAGCUCGACUAACUGAAGAGGCGAAAGCCACCAGAGGUCAGUUCAAUAAUUCUGAACUGAUUCAAUCAUUUGGAGAGAAAAAGGAAAAGACAGAACAUCACUGUUGUAAGUUUUCAUGAGAAUGUAUGAUAAGAACUGUUUUGGAUGUUGAUAAAGAUUUAUAUAAACUGUCUAGUAGGCAAUUGUAAAUAAAGAUAACCAAGUAUUCAUAUGAAUAGAAGGUUAAAUGUUCCUAGUAAUGCUUUCAUCAGUAAAAAUUUGGGAGACAAACUAAUUUAAACUACUGAUUUUAUAUUUAUCACUCGUAAAGAAAUAUUUAAAAAAAAUGCAAGACCCUUCUCUGUACACCAUAUAGAUGAGGUUGUAGCAUUGUUAGAAUACAAUACUAUGUAAAGCUUCUUAUACCAGUAUUUGACGGAUAUAUUUUGAUACAAAGUGUAGUAUCGUGUUAAUUUUUUAUUUAUUUUUUGCAAUUCGAUUUUGCCAGUUUUGGUUUAAACGUAGCAGAAGCUCGGUUAUAAAAUAUAUGUUAAAAUUGUAGAGCUUAGUGAUAAUUAAUGAAUCCAAAAAUGUUUGUUGGGGAAAACAAAAAAAAAUGAGUCAAUUUUUCUAAAAGACGUUGACACAAAUAAACAGUUAUGUUAUACUUACAAAAUUACCAUCAUAUUUGUUCGUAAUAUGAACAGUUGUUUACAUUUGAAUUGUAUCAAAGUAAAGUUGAAUACAUAAGUGCUUUACUGAAUUUUCUUGAUGUUGUAGUUAAAGGUUUUUCACUAAGAAUAAAUAUUUAUUUUUUUCUUUACCAGAUCAUUCUGGUUCUGUAAUCAGAUAUUUGAGGUGUUGAUUUUUUUUUCCACAUUCUUUGUUCAGUAUUACAAUGAAAUGAGUACAACUUUAGUUAUUGUAUUUCCUUCCUUUUUGAUAUUUUUAUAAUUGAAAUUUUCUUCUUAAUUGUUUAAAUCUAAGUCUUUUAGCAUUGUUAUUUUUUACUGUUGUGUCUCUGUUAACAUCAUCAAAUAUUAGUGUGUACAAAACGUCUCAAGAUCUUAAAAGUUAUUGUCUAUUAUACUUUUGUAGGUGAAAGUUAAAAACUUAGGUAAUUCUUCAUUGAAUAUAGUGUGUUUCUAUUGAGGGAAAUGCCGACAUCACUUACAUUCCUCUUAGAAACUAUGUAUUUUCAUCGCUUCAUUUUGUACAUUAAUUCUGCUAAAAGGUUGUUUCAAAUAUUAUUUACAAAUACUUCUUGAAUUAUACAGCUUUCAUUAAACACAAGUGAACUGUUUUUUGUUUUUUCAAUUUUUGACUACUUAGUUAAAGCUCUUCGUACAGUAUUAGCCUGUGUCAAAUUAUGUAUAAGCAGAAAUAUUUCAGUAACAUAUAUUUUUAUUUAUCUACUUGUAUGUAAAAAAAAAAGAUUUUCAAACUUGGAGAUGCUUGAGAUAACAUAGUUUAAAUGGAUUGGUAUUUCCUGGUACCACUUGAGACAACAUAGUUUAAAUGGAUCGAUAUUUCCUGGUACUACUUGAGACGACAUAGUUUUAAUAGAUCAGUAUUUCCUGGUACCACUUGAGAUGACAUAGUUUAAAUGUAUCAAUAUUUUCUGGUACUACUUGAUAUGACAUAGUUUAAAUGGAUUGAUAUUUCCUGGUACCACUUGAGAUGACAUAGUUUAAAUGGAUUGAUAUUUCCUGGUACCACUUAAGAUGACAUAGUGUAAAUGGAUCAGUAUUUCCUGGUACAACUUGAGAUGACAUAUUUUAAAUGGAUCAAUAUUUCCUGGUACUACUUGAGAUGACAUAGUUCAAAUGUAUCAAUAUUCCCUGGUACCACUUGAGAUGACAUAGUUUAAAUGGAUUGAUACUUCCUGGUACUACUUGAGACGACAUAGGUUAAAUGGAUCAAUAUUUCCUGGUACUACUUGAGACGACAUAGGUUAAAUGGAUCAAUAUUUCCUGGUACUACUUGAGACGACAUAGGU